Nymphalis io (European peacock) is the source of this 1424-nucleotide messenger RNA. It is a transcript of the gene Phf5a, whose product is annotated as PHD finger-like domain-containing protein 5A. Gene Ontology annotation, biological process: mRNA splicing, via spliceosome. The transcript is spliced from 3 exons. Gene Ontology annotation, cellular component: U2 snRNP; catalytic step 2 spliceosome; U12-type spliceosomal complex. The coding region runs from base 121 to 453 and encodes 110 amino acids. Lineage: Eukaryota; Metazoa; Arthropoda; Insecta; Lepidoptera; Nymphalidae. The record is from RefSeq and is a predicted model, not a curated record.
UCAUCAAUAACAAUUCAACGCUUUUUGAUAUUUUAGAGGUUAAGCGAUUGUUGAUGUAUUAAAAAAUAGUGAAUCAACAGAAUAAUAAAUUAAUUAUACCUUAAAACCAUCUGACUAAAGAUGGCCAAACAUCAUCCCGAUCUUAUUUUCUGUAGAAAACAACCUGGCGUCGCUAUCGGUCGUUUGUGUGAAAAAUGUGAUGGAAAAUGUGUUAUUUGCGAUUCUUACGUGCGUCCCUGCACCCUAGUGCGAAUUUGUGAUGAAUGUAACUACGGUUCAUAUCAAGGAAGAUGCGUCAUUUGCGGUGGACCCGGCGUGUCUGACGCCUAUUAUUGUAAAGAAUGUACGGUUCAGGAGAAAGAUAGAGAUGGAUGUCCUAAGAUUGUCAACUUGGGUAGCUCUAAGACUGAUCUGUUUUAUGAAAGAAAGAAAUAUGGGUUUAGGAGACACUAGCAGUAGUAAUUUUUUUUAGUUUUUAUAUGGACUUUCUAGACCUAUAAUUUGUAGUCACAGUACAAAGUGACUAACUAGUCACAUGUUGGGAGAGUUUAUAACUUGGAGUCAUAUAUAAUUUGUAAUUAAUUUUUCCCUUACUUAUUACUGUGACUGCAUUGCAUAGGUUUUUUAAAAUAUUUUUUAUUUUAAUAAAUAUGUGAUCGGGCAAAUUUUCCAUCUGUUAUUAAUUCACUGUUGCCCAUAGACAUUGGCACUAAGAAAUGUUCCACUAACCUUGGGAGCUAAGAUGUUUUGUCACUGGUGCCUAUAGUUUUAUUGGCUCAAUCACCCUUCACUGUCGUCUGCAUUAUUAUUUAAAAAAUAUAUAUAUAUAUAUUUUUUUUUUAAGAAAGUGAGUCUGUUUGUCACCUAACUCCUAAAUAGCUGGACCGAUUUCUCAAAUUAUCUGUUUGAAAACACAAUUAGAACCAGUAGGUAGCCUUCCAAUUUAUAUGUUACCAAUUGAAAAAAGUCUGUAUGGCAGGAUGAUAUCUGCUGAGUCCGCUUAUGCAUUUCAAUGAAAACACUGGCAUCAUUCAGCAUAUGAGGGUGAUUAUUUAAUUUAAAUUGUAAUAUUUAAAAAAUAUAUAACUUAAAUAAAAGAGGAAUAGGUAUAAUUGUAUUGUAACAUAAUAAUUACUACUUGUACUACUUUUUGCCGAUACUGUUUAAAUCAUAAGUAGGUGUAAUUUACUUUUAUAAAUUAUAAUAUGAGCUAGAGAAAAACUACAUAAUAAGUUAGCCUAAACAAUGCAAAGGGAUAAAAAUUUGACCGAGGUUUGUCUUCCUUAAAGCUGUCCUUAUGUAAAGUAAAAAGUAAUUGUUCAUAUAUGUACAACUGCUGGGCCUUUCCUUCUAAGGAUGAUGAUUGGGUGUUUUAUAUAUAAAUGCUAAUUAACAUUAAAAGUAUAUUGUAAAUUAGAGUAAAC